Molecule: messenger RNA, 1776 nt
Organism: Colletotrichum orchidophilum
Lineage: Eukaryota; Fungi; Ascomycota; Sordariomycetes; Glomerellales; Glomerellaceae
Product: cysteine protease
Exons: 2
Coding region: 1-1776 (591 amino acids)
Source: RefSeq, a predicted model, not a curated record
AUGGCCGGAUCAAAGAUAUUCGAGCAGUCGCCGCCUCUCACGACCAGCGACUCAGCCGAUCACACGAAACGGUCCAACACACCGGCGCUCCUUGUCCGGAGAUCAUCUCUGAUGAGCAAGUUCCCCGAGUCGAGCUCGUCCGCCUACGUCCUCGACUGGGAGAGCGACAAGUGCAAGCAGCGACUCCUCAACCACGCCGAAGACCUCCUGAGGGAAGCCGUGGGCCGGAGGCGGCUCACCAUCAUCCAGGGCCUGCCGCUGGAUCUGGUCCAGGUGUUGAGAGAUUCUCUGGGCGUGAAUCCCGGGUUUCUCGAAGCGCACGCGGGGAGGCGGCGACACCGACCGUCUAGGGGCGAUGAGGGCUCGAGCUUUAUCUCGUUUGCGUAUCCAGAACUCGUCAAGACUACUAGGGGGAACUACGGGCCGGAUCCUGGGUAUAAGCCGUCCGCGAGGCAAUCUGACCUGGUGGACGUGAUGGACGAGGCGCCCUUCCACAUGAUGUCCAGGGAUGGGCAGGCAGUCAUGUUCUGUCAUGCGUCCUUGUGGAUGAGUAGUAAAGCUGAUGUCCUAUUUCUGGACCGUCCCAUAUGGAACGAUCCAUCAUCACAGGUUCAAAAGGCUCGGAGACCACUCUCCGUCACCCGCUCAUGGCAAAGCAAAAUCGACGAAUCGCAGAUGGACGGCACGUCGAUCUGGAACGUCCUCAUCGCCGAGGGCGACGAACUCCCAGGCCUCGAAGACAGUCUCCUGAGGACGUUCAGGCAGUCCAACGUCACCAGGCAAACCCUCCCCGACAUCCUCUGCGAGGCGGUCCACGACAAGUGGCUCGACUUCUUCGAGACCCUCCCGUCAUGCUCCGAUCCGGGGUCCUUGCAGGACGGGGGCCUCUACUGGCAGGCUACGGAGUCCCUCGAGCAGAACCUGGACCUCGCUAACGACCAAGCGCGACAGCCGCUCCUGGGCGGCAUGCGGUACCCAGACUGGCGGGCCCUCCUCGAGCGUCUCCAGCGCCGCGUCACCAUGUCAAGGCUCGGCUCGACACCGCGGCCGCAGACCUCCUGGCCCCAGACGCAACCGACAACGGCGGCGCUGCAGACGCGAGACGUGCACAUCCCUGAGCAGAGCUCCAGCCAGCCGUAUCCGAACGCCAUGGCCGGGGACGCCGGCAAGGAGGCGAACCAGCGCGCUCUCGACCGCGUCACGUAUCUCGGAGGCAUCCUCCUCCCGUUCACAGUGGUGUCCGCCAUCCUCUCCAUGAACGAGGAGUACUCUCCCAACGCGCCGCGAUUCUGGGUAUUCUGGGUAUCCUCCAUCGGCGCCGCCAUCCUGUGUCUCCUCAUCAUCUACCUAGAUCAGCUGCGCUGCCUAGAGGUGUACUUUGAAGUAGCGGCCGCGGGAACGGUCGAAUCGAUAUUCCCAUCCACCAAGACGCACUCCCUCGCCGCCGCCAACACCCACAACGGCAUUUCCCCCGUUUCGAUGCCUCCUCCUCUGGGGUCGAGAUGGCGGCGGCCGUCGCAGUUCGCGACGGAGAUGUACAUGGACAUGGCGGAGCCCGGCGGCGGGGACGUCGAGGUCAUGGCCGACUCGGCGGUGAACCCCACCAUGGUCGUGCAGCAGGGCAGGGACGGGUCGAACCCGAAGGCGUGGCGGAGGAGGCAGCUCGGCUGGGGCGGCGCGUUGAAGAAGGUCGUUGGGUACUACCGGUGGACGGGCGGCAAGCCGGUCCAGAUUAGUCCGUACGGGUCGGAGAGGCUUCAGAUGAAGACGAUUUGA